This is a messenger RNA of Racocetra fulgida, 122 nucleotides long. The record is from the annotation of a GenBank genome assembly. NCBI's taxonomy places the organism in Eukaryota, Fungi, Glomeromycota, Glomeromycetes, Diversisporales, Gigasporaceae.
AUGUCUGUACAAUCUUCCGAUCCGUUACAAUCCCAAGAUAUCUCAGAUACAAACUUAUCUUCUGUAGAUACUUCUCUAAAAAAAAAAGACGUCGUACUACCAAAACAGUUUGACGAAGUUAU